This is a messenger RNA of Rotaria sp. Silwood2, 792 nucleotides long. NCBI's taxonomy places the organism in Eukaryota, Metazoa, Rotifera, Eurotatoria, Philodinida, Philodinidae. The record is from the annotation of a GenBank genome assembly.
AUGAAAAUCAAACCAAAACGUAUACUAGAAAUAUUAGAAGAAAAAGCUCUACCUGUUCCCAAAAAACGACAAUUAUCAAGUUAUUUAAUAUCAUUAAGAAAAAAAUAUUAUGGCGCUCCAACUAUUAGCUUAGGUGAACUUGAAGCUUGGUGCCAACAAAAUUCAUUAAUACCUGAUGAUAAUGACAAACCUUGGGUAUUAAAGUAUCAGAUUGAAUAUGAAGAUGAAAUUGAUAAUGAUGAUGAUAAUGACAAUGGUGAUCAUAAUGAUGAUGAUGAUAAUAAAAAUAAAUUUCGAUUUUUUGUUACUACUAAAAGACUAUUAUUUAAUGCAAGUAUUUCGAAUAAAAUUCAUGUUGAUACUACUUACAAGUUAAUUUGGCAAGGAUUUCCUUGUUUUAUUAUUGGAACCACUGAUAUGAUUAGACAAUUUCAUCCAUUUGGAUUUGCUGUGUGUUCUAAUGAAAACCAAAAUGAUUUUGAAUUUAUAUUUAAUUGUCUUCGUGGUGGAUUACUUAAUUUAAACUUACAGAUGAAUGAACAAGAAUUAAUACUUAUUGCAGAUGGUGCUGAAGCCAUUAGUAAUGCAUUUUUAAAAGUAUUCGGAACUGAUCAUAAUGUUGUUAUGUGUUGGUUUCAUAUGCGGGAAAAUGUUGAAAAAAAUUUAUAUUUAGUCGAAGAUAAAGCAUUACAUGGUGACAUUAUGAAUGAUAUUGAAACAUUACAAUUGUCAACAAAUAAAAAUGUAUUUGAUAUUGCUACUAGAUUAUUUUUAAAAAAAUGGAAGAAUUAA